UAGAGCUUGUGAUGCAGUCUUUGUUUACUGUACUUCUGUAUUGUGUUGUACCUGUAUGUGUCGUAUCACUUAAUCAUAAAGGCGAGCACCUCCUUAAAUAAUUUAUGAAGAAAAUCUUAAGGGCAUGACUUUUUAUGACCCGGAAGUGUUAUAAUGUGUGCUCCCUGUGUGUGAUUAAAGUUUUAGUUCUCGUAGGACAUGCUGUACGUUGUAAACAGAGAAUACAAAUGCCGUAAGGACUUCUUUAUGUGAAAUAUAUGAAGAAAAAUACGAGUGUCUACUUACGAAGUGGAAUAUCGAGAUGUCAAAGUGAGGGGGUUUACAAGAGUCAAGGAUAAAGGAGCACAAAUACACUUUGGUAGAGUGGAUGUAACUAACUGUGAAGAAUAAUUUAGUUUGCUAAAGAUUUAGUGGAGACAUGUUUGCUACUGUAUUAUCUUUAGCAUGCAGAGAUCUGCAGCUGAAGGGCAGACCUGGGCUACAAACAUUGCAAAUGACGUCUUCCUUGAGGCGAUCAUAUGGAACUACUGAAAAUAAUCCAAGUAGUAAAGAAGAGGCUCCCCUCUACGAUGUCGUCAUUUCCGGAGGGGGAAUGGUGGGAAGUUCUAUGGCAUGUGCUUUAGGUUAUGAUCCCAACUUUUGUGGAAAAAAGAUCCUCCUGCUGGAAGCUGGCCAUAAAAAAAAUUUGGACAUAAUGCCUGAUACUUACAAUAACCGUGUGAGCUCUCUUACCCCUGGAUCUGCAACUCUUCUCAGCAGUUUUGGUGCCUGGGAACAUAUCUGCCAGAAGAGGUACAGACCAUUCAAACGCAUGCAGGUCUGGGAUGCCUGCUCUGAUGCCAUGAUUACAUUUGAUAAGGAGGGUUUGGAAGACAUGGGUUAUGUUGUGGAGAAUGACCUUAUUCUGACAGCACUGACAAAGCAGUUGGAUGCAAUUGCAGAUCGAGUAAAGGUACUUUAUCGAAGCAGAGUUGUUCGCUACAAAUGGCCGUCCACGUACCAGGAAGCAGAUGCAAGCCCCUGGGUUCAAAUUGAGUUGGCCGAUGGUCACCAUUUACAGACUAAGCUGCUGAUUGGAGCAGAUGGCCCAAACUCCAUGGUACGCAAGUCAGGUGGAAUACAAACUGUCCAGUGGAACUAUGACCAAUCAGCUGUUGUGGCCACUCUCCACCUUUCCGAGCCCACAGAAAACAAUGUUGCUUGGCAAAGAUUUCUGCCGUCAGGACCCAUUGCAUUGCUUCCGCUGUCGGAUACCCUAAGUUCCCUGGUGUGGUCCACUUCUCAUGAACAUGCAUCACAGCUGGCUAGUCUGGAUGAGGAGAGCUUCACUGAUGCUGUUAAUUCUGCUUUUUGGAGUAAUGAGAACCACUCAGAGUUUAUUGACACAGCAGGCUUUAUGUUCCGGUCUUCUCUGUCUAUUCUGAAUCCAACUGGAACAUCUACUCGACAGUUACCUCCCAGUGUGUCCAAAGUUGACCCUAACAGUCGUGCCACAUUUCCCUUGGGACUUGGCCAUGCUGCAGAAUAUAUUGGUUACAGACUGGCUCUUAUUGGAGAUUCUGCACACAGAGUGCAUCCUCUAGCCGGUCAGGGUGUGAAUCUUGGCUUUGGAGAUGUAGCGAGUCUUGCACACCAUCUUAGUAGAGCUGCCUUUGAUGGAAAGGAUUUAGGCUCAACAAGGCAUCUCCUGCAGUAUGAAACUGAGCGGCAGAGACAUAAUCUACCUAUGAUGGCUGCCAUUGAUCUGCUGAAGAGGCUGUAUUCUACCAAUAAUGCGCUGUUUGUACUCCUCAGAACAAUGGGAUUGCAGGCAACAAAUGCCGUUGUCCCUAUGAAGGAACAGAUUAUGGCUUUUGCCAGCAAAUGAGUUGUUUCAGAUGUCCAGACUUCAGGCAACAGAACAUUAUCAAAAUAUGAUGACAUUUGUGCUUUGAAAUUUUUAUAAUUUUGCUCCUCAUUAAUAAUGGAUGUGAAGUGAAUUAUUUUGAGUAAAAUAAAAUAUAUUUAUGGACCA
This is a messenger RNA of Protopterus annectens (West African lungfish), 2014 nucleotides long. It is a transcript of the gene COQ6, whose product is annotated as coenzyme Q6, monooxygenase. NCBI's taxonomy places the organism in Eukaryota, Metazoa, Chordata, Ceratodontiformes, Protopteridae. Gene Ontology annotation, cellular component: mitochondrion. The record is from RefSeq and is a predicted model, not a curated record. Bases 419 to 1867 code for a protein of 482 amino acids. The transcript has 12 exons. Gene Ontology annotation, molecular function: oxidoreductase activity, acting on paired donors, with incorporation or reduction of molecular oxygen, NAD(P)H as one donor, and incorporation of one atom of oxygen; 2-octaprenyl-6-methoxyphenol hydroxylase activity; FAD binding. Gene Ontology annotation, biological process: ubiquinone biosynthetic process.